UGAGUUUUGGAGAAACUGCACAGACAGUACUCUAAAGUUCGAAUCUCCUGAUUUUUCACAAGAUGCUGGACUGGAGAUCGGCAAGUGUGUGUUUCAUCCUGGCUGUGACUCUGAUGCUGUGGAGCUCAGGACAAGUCCUCUCAAUAGAUGUAACAACAGAGGACUUUGAUUCUGGAGUCAUAAAUGCGCAGUCACCACCCACAGUCACAGAAGAGAAGUCAGCCACUGACCUGACAGCAAAACUCUUGCUUCUCGAUGAACUGGUGUCCCUAGAAAAUGAUGCAAUUGAGACAAAGAAGAAAAGGAGUUUCUCUGGUUUUGGGUCUCCCCUUGACAGACUCUCAGCUGGCUCUGUAGAUCACAAAGGUAAACAGAGAUGUAGUGAUGUUGUAACCGGGUCGCAGGACGGAGCUCAGCACCCCCACCCAGCUGAUGUGCCUGAGGGUCCUGGGCUCCCUGGCCCCAGGAACGGGAAAGAGGCCCUGGCAGAGAGAAAAGCAGUCGAUCAUCCAAAAAGGCGAUUAGGUAUCCCCAUGGAUCGGAUUGGUAGAAACCGGCUUUCAAACUCCAGAGGCUAAUUGAUUCCAAAUAAUGCGACUUCCUUGGGUGAAAUGCCACAG
Molecule: messenger RNA, 620 nt
Organism: Saimiri boliviensis boliviensis (Bolivian squirrel monkey)
Lineage: Eukaryota; Metazoa; Chordata; Mammalia; Primates; Cebidae
Gene: OSTN
Product: osteocrin
Biological process (GO): hormone-mediated signaling pathway
Molecular function (GO): signaling receptor binding
Source: RefSeq, a predicted model, not a curated record